UUCUUUAUUUAUUUCGUCUCAUUUCCCUGCAAAACCCUAAUUUUCCACACCUCGGAAAAUUUUCUUGUGAUCGUCCAGAAAUUUUUGUUUGGAAAUUUUAUUUUUUGUAUUUCUGAAGAAAUUAUUUUUACUGUUUUUAAAAUUAUUAUUAUUUUUUUUACGAUUUUUGGGGAGGGUGAUUUGUUGGAUUUUCCCCUACUGGAAGCUCUGAGUGCUGUCUGUAAUGGCGGAGAUUCAGGUUGCCGAGAAGAAACUAAGUUAAAGUUGCAGUACUCAAGCUCCGGUUGUUGAUCUAGAAGCAGUUCUACCGGAGGUUUUCGUUUUUGGACUCGCAUAAGUUGUGAUAUUCAACUCACUCCAUUGGCUCUGUUUUCGGGUUCUCUUUCAUUGUCUUCUACAUUGAGACCUCCUUCGAGGUGUGUUGGGUGUAAAAUAUCGUCUGGAGUGUGUAGCGGAGGAUGGAGGUUUAGGGUUUAAGCCGUUGGUUUGGUUUUCUGUAGUGUUCUGCUUUUGAAUCCUUUGUAGUGAAAAUGGAGGAGAAAGAGGGCGUGGAUUUCGGGUUUGCAGUAAAGGUGAGGGAAGCUCCAGAAAGCCUCGGGAUGAUGGAUUCGAGACCGGAAAAUAGUAGCGCAGAUGGUGAGCCGGCAGUAGCUGCGGCGGCGGCGGCGGGUACAGAUGGAAAGAAGAAGAGAGGGAGGCCAAGAAAGUACGGCCCCGAUGGGAAAAUGGCGCCAACGUUGUCACCAAUGCCGAUUUCGUCGUCGAUUCCGCUAACAGGAGAAUUUUCAGGCUGGAAACGGGGCAGAGGGCGGUCGGUGGAGUCCAUUAAGAAGUCGCGCAAGUACGAGUAUGAGAUUCCUCCAGGUAACAAGGUUGCUUUCUUUGCUGGUGCAGAUUUCACACCUCACGUGAUCACUGUUAAUAUUGGUGAGGAUGUUAACUUGAAAGUCAUGUCAUUUUCCCAACAAGGAUGUCGUGCUAUUUGUAUACUCUCUGCUAAUGGUAUGGUUUCAAAUGUUACACUUCGGCAAUCAACAUCUUCUGGGGGUACUCUAACAUAUGAGGGUCGUUUUGAGAUACUUUCAUUGUCUGGUUCAUACAUGCCUUCUGAAAGUGGUGGAACAAAGAGCCGAUCUGGAGGGAUGAGUGUCUCUUUGGCUGGCCCAGAUGGCCGAGUGAUGGGUGGAGGACUCGCCGGCAUGCUGAUAGCAGCUGGUCCAGUGCAGGUGGUGGUGGGCAGUUUUCUACUACCAGGUCACCAGCAGGAAAAUAAACCAAAGAAGAGCAGGACUGAACCUGCAGCUUUAUCACCUCCAGCUAAUGUCUUUUCUGGCGAAGCGACAAAGGGAGUCUUUGGAGGAGUGAAGCAUUCCACUCUAAUCGGAGAUAAAGCAGCUUCUUUAGACCCAACUCCAGCUUGUAGAACUCCACCGGCCAAUGAAAAAUUGCCUUACCCAGAAGAAUCGAGGGGUGGCUUCAACCAAUCAAACCAUGAGGUUUCUUGUUGAUUAUCAUCUUCGAUUGUGCAUUGAAUUUUUUCAUGCAGAUUUGCUGGUGCAUUGGCUUUUCCUCAACCUCGAACAUCAGCAUUUUGAGCUCAUUGAUUCUUUAAAGGGCUAACUAAGAGAUUACAAACAACUGACGUAUUUAUCGUCAUCAGGUAACUUCUCUAGGUAGAAGUCUAAGCCUAAUAGAUAAGGGCUUGAUGAUUAUUAGGCUUAUUCGUUGUCUGUUCUCAGCAUUUAGGAUCUCGUGUGUUUUAUCCCCCUUAACGUUAUAGCAGUUUAGAUGCAGGAAUUGUGUAAAUUAUUCAUGUUUUAGAACUCUCUGUAUCUUAUUCUGAAAUAAUAACAUUUAAGUUCAAAUAUCAAUGACUAUUUUUCAAUGUUC
Momordica charantia (bitter melon) is the source of this 1890-nucleotide messenger RNA. RefSeq names its product AT-hook motif nuclear-localized protein 3. The record is from RefSeq and is a predicted model, not a curated record. NCBI's taxonomy places the organism in Eukaryota, Viridiplantae, Streptophyta, Magnoliopsida, Cucurbitales, Cucurbitaceae. Gene Ontology annotation, molecular function: minor groove of adenine-thymine-rich DNA binding.